GUUCGCUUGUGUUCCAGAGCAGGGGAGAUUGCGAAGAGUCGCAAUCUUGCUUCAGAGAAAGUCAAGGCACUCGGGCACCCUGGCCUGUCCGACACCUUUUGGACAUUUGCAAAGCCUGUCCAGCUGCUCAAGGUCGAAAAAGUCCAGGAUGGUGAGGAACAGAACUUGAGGUACAACAACACCUUGUACAACAAGGCCUUACACCAGGCUGCCACAGCAGCUGUUGCAGUGCGGCGGGGUCCAUCCGGUCCCGUGGAGAAGGCUGCCCGGAGAUUGGAGCUGGAAUUUGGGCGGGGCAUCUUGAGCAGUCAGUACUCGAAGUUGAGCAAGCUGUUAUCGCUGACCAACAAGCUCGCAUCUGCUACCAGAAACGCUGUAGACCUGGCGGCCUGGAUGAUGGACUCCUUGACGCUGGCCCUGCGCAUGAACAUGGUCACGCCAGCUAAAUGCACCGAGAAGUUUCUGGAUCGAGACCGGAAGACAGGCGAUGCUGGCUUUUGGUUGUCGCGCAUGCUGGUGGUGCAGGUCUUCGAUUAUGCAGCAAAGCUGGCGAACAAGUUGCCUGAGCGGGACAAGGUUAAGCUGACAGGGAUUUUGGCUGAACUCCGUUGCCCUUCCACAUGUUGGGAGAAAUAUCUCUGCCAUGCUGAUGCUGAUCAAGGGGCUGAUGGAGAGGACGACAUGGACGGCGAGGACCCAGAGGACGUGGAGCGCCCUGUUCCGCAGUCCAAGAUUGGAGCUGUUAAAGAGGGUUUCAACAAAGCCAUUGGCAUGCUUUUGGAUUUGCUGCUGGAGCUGAGGUCGGGGAAGUACUACAAGGAUUGCUGCAUGCUGGCUUCGAGUGAAGAUGGCCUUGCAAAGGCAUUGACAGCUGCACAGCUUGGAAGCUCUGAUGACACGGAGCACGAGGAGCCAUGUGCGCUUAUCACUCAGAUGAAGAUCAUUGUCGACAAGUUCGACAACAGCACGAAGUCCGUUGGUGCCACAUCUGCGGCUCCUGCUCCGAGUUUGCUCCAAAGCCUGGCCAAGGCUUCUGAAGCUGACACACCCGAGGAAUGUGUCGAGCGUGAGCGGCAGUGGAAGGCGGUGCAAACGGAACGCCGCAAGUUCGUGUCGUUCUCGGUACCGAACAAGAUCUCGAAGGACUGCCUAGUCAAUGCGUUCAGAGGUUGCGGCAAGGUCUUCACGCACAAGGGCACCUUAAACUCUUCGCACCGCCUGAUCGUUGCCAGUGCGGAUCUCUUGGCAGAGGCUGGUACCGACCCGUGGCUCAAGGGCGCUCCGCCAAGCGAGGAAUGGAAAGAGAUCUGUGCCUUUGCCAAAGACAUUUCUGGGCCCGAGGAUUUCGUCGUACUCUUCGACGGCAGAAUGCGGGAAAUUCGCCGCGUGUCCGAGUCUUGGCGGGGUGAUGUGACAAGGCUCCCAGGCUCCAAGGCUAAGGAAGACCUCCUGCUGAACCAGCAGCACACCGAGGAGUGCACCAUCGUGUACUCAGGUGGGUGCCCGCCGAGAACUGGUCGCACUCGCCGCGUUCCGCUGGCUGCAAAGAAGGUGGAGACAGGAGCGGUUAAGUUCCCGGUCGCACGCACCAAGAUUCAGACGACGAAGAAAGACUCCUUCACAGUCUGCGGCGAGGCUUCUACGUACCAAGGCACUUACUCAGGCGUGGAGUACCGUGCGGUUUCUGAAAUGCCCCUCGUGUCUGCAGACAACAAGAAGAAGAUCAUUGCUCCGGCAACAACCGGCGACCUCCCGACACCGCCAGAGGACUGGCAGGAUCGCCACGGCUCCGACGUACCCUUGUUCUGGAACGAGUCGAAGCCGAUAGCAUAUUGGCAUGCCAUCAUUGAGGAGUUUUGCGCGGAGGCAGUGUUUGACCUCACGGCUGGCACCGGUGCUCUGAUGGAGGCUUCUUUGACUGCCGGCAUCGCAUACCACGGGCUUUGCAGCCUCAACAAGGAGCACAUGUCGUGGGUCCAGGCGGUUGCUGAUCGCGCAGCUUGCGGAAUGAUGGCGUUGGAGGGAUCCACUCUUUACUCGGACGAGAAUGCCAAGGCGGUGAAGAAGCAUUUCCCGCACGUUCUGGAGAGCUUGUCCAACCAAGACGACCAGGACGAGGCCUACCAGACGCCUCUGGGGCAAAACCAGUCUCAAGACGGCUUCUCGUCGGAUGCCCCGGGGAGCUUGCGGAAGCAGGCUGUGAAAGACGGCUUGGUCCCCAAGGAUCGAAGGGCCUUCGUCAUCUGGUUCCAGGAAAACUCCGAAGUCAAGAAAGGCGCUCCCAAGCACGAGUUUCUCAAUGAGAUGAAGCAUCUUGGCGCAGUCUGGCAGGGCAUGACCGACAAGCAGAAGGCACCAUUCAUGGCGAGGAGCAAAGAUGAGUGCAUGGCUCAGCGAAGUGCACUGGCCGUUCUUGGCAUCAGGAUGCGGGGCUCCACGACCAGUGCGGGCGGCCCCGACGAGGCGAAGGACCCCCCUGCCGCUGACGAAUCUGGCGGUCGCGUUGGCCCAUUUGAGCGUAAUGGUGCAAGGGCUCCAAUUGGAGGCGGAGCCUAUGGCAGUGUCUACAGUUGCCAGCAUCCGCAAAGCGGCCUUAACGUGGCGGUGAAGGUUUAUCGUGGCUCCGAUGGCCCCGCGGAUUGCAGGCACGAAGUGGAGCAGAUGAAGCUUCUAAUGAAGGCCGUUCCGCAGCAGAAGAUGAUGUGGUUCCCGCUUCUUGUCAGCUCGGGUGUCACGGGCAGACCUUGGCCAUGGAUGGCUACUAGCCUAUGUGGGCCCAGCCUGGCAACCGCACUUCGAAAUCCUGCGGCGCAUGGCAAGCCGAGGACGUGGUCUGUGGCAGCUCAGCUGAGAAGUGCACUGCAGACCUUGCAUGACGCAGGCAUCCUACACUUGGAUGUGAAACCUGGCAAUGUUCUUUGGUGCCCUUGCACAGAUCAGGUGCAGGUGUGCGACUUCGGCAUGAGUGAGAACAUGGCACGGCUCCAGAAGGCUUCUCAGGCUCCCAGGUUCCUGCAGUAUGUCACGGCUGCCUAUCGACCUCCGGAGCUGUGGCCCGCUCGUGUGAAUGGCGAUGGAGACUGCGGUGUCAGAAAGCAGCUGCUGACUGCAGCUGUGGAUAUGUGGGCCUAUGCUUGCGUGGUGUUUGAGGUGGAGACCGGGAAUCCCUUCAUGCCCAAGGGGGAGGCCGGACUGAGAGCGUGGUGCAAGCAGUGGCCCGAGCUGUGGAAAACACGCAGCGACUUAGCCAAUUGCCCCGCUGCAAGUCACACGUGCUGCACAAAGGUGCUUCGAGCCGGUAAAUGGGGGCUGUUUGUGUUGGUCGGCUGUGCUCCAGACCCCGGAAAGCGGCGGUGGCCGGAGCUCUGUCUGAAUCAGAAAUGA
Symbiodinium sp. CCMP2592 is the source of this 3384-nucleotide messenger RNA. The record is from the annotation of a GenBank genome assembly. Lineage: Eukaryota; Dinophyceae; Suessiales; Symbiodiniaceae.